Molecule: messenger RNA, 2397 nt
Organism: Microdochium trichocladiopsis
Lineage: Eukaryota; Fungi; Ascomycota; Sordariomycetes; Xylariales; Microdochiaceae
Exons: 6
Coding region: 1-2397 (798 amino acids)
Source: RefSeq, a predicted model, not a curated record
AUGGGCAGAGAGAAGAAGAAGGCACCGGCCGCCCCCCGGAUGCUGGCUGCUCAGGCUCGCCGGGCUAAACAUGAGCGAGCCAAAGGCUACAAAGACGGCGUCUGGCAGAAUCUCACGGCAGUGAACCCAGCUCCCACGCUCAAGCACAAGUCUUAUUACGAAUCGAUGCAAAACACGGAAAAGAAGAAGAAGCUCGACUUUGAGAUCUUGACGGACCGGGAGCCACCUCCUGGUUUUGAGUUCGUGCCAACAGGACAUCCCGAGUUGACCAAUGCCUGCAAAGAACUGUCUCGGGAGCAAGAUGCUCUCUUCUUCAUUGAUUCCAAAGAUACAACGAUUCUCGAUCAUCACAUGAACCGUGUUGGUUGCCACUUUCGACAGACUAUUGUUGAUGAAGCCAGGCAAAACCUCCAGAGCGCAGGGAUCCUCUACCAACCUUCCGUACCAGGCUUGCCGGGCCAACCAGAGCCCAUUCCAAAAAGCCAGACCGAGAUCAACAGACAGGCCGAUGCGGUCUUGAGAGACUUCUUCCCACGAAUUCCAAACACUGACAGACAUGAGAUCAUUGCUCAUGCAUUUAAGAAGGAUGGCAAAUUUCAUGGCGAGUACAAGGUCGGCAUGGCAAAAGACUUGACACUGGCUCGACGUGUUCAGCUUGCAGCGCUUGCCCACAUCCGCCACACGAUGACCAGAUAUGAUGAGCUGCUGAAAGAGACUGAUUGGGCAAAUGCCCGGAAAGCUGUGGAGAAGCCGUGUCUCGACAUUAUCGUCAAAUGGCGAGGCGACGAAGAGACCGGCAGGGAUCAGCUAGACGAGAUCCUGAGAGAAGUGAUCGAGAUCUCUGACACUGACGACGAUUCCGAAGACGAGAGCUCUGGACUUCAGAGCCCUGACUAUGGAUUUACCGACCGAUCUGCGGCUGCUUCGCCAAUGGUGACAUCGACCUCGCACACGCCGUCCCGGCCGGCUCAGCCCUCGUCGAUGGCACCUUUCCCUGCGCCUGCCAUGCUCAAUUGCCACGAUCCGGCGACGCCUCCCAGGCACAAGGCUAUGGUUCCAAGGUCUGAGAGAAGGACCGCGCGCAAGGCAGCGAAAGCCGCUCAGCGUUUUAAGCGGUACGCUGCCGCAGCUGAUGCAAUUGCGGACGAGAGAGCUCUAUCUUCUUUGCACCCAGCUCCGCACAGACUCUUGGACAGCCCUCGGAUGGGCGAUGCGUCAGUGUCAAAGGCCUUUCGUCAGGAGGGCAGUGGCAGCAGCAGUUCGAUCCUACCGGUUGGCCGUAGUGGCUAUCCGGCCGAGUAUACUGACCGGAUAUCGAACCAGCCCGGCCAUGCUGUCAUCGCGCAGUCUGACCCGCUCAGGCAUGACGCACCAUUCUUCGUGCAGCGGGUUGUCCCUGCCUCAGUAGGGUUCGAACAACUGUCCGAGCGAGCUCCGCCGCGGGCGAUCCAUGUCACAAGAGCGCAGCAGGAACCGCUCAUGACUUAUUCAAGAACGGCCUUGCAAGACCUCCUCGUCCCGUCCGUUGAGCCUGCUUCACCUCAAGGCCCUCCUCCAGCGUUCUACCCGUUAAGGGAAAGGCAUGGGCACCUGCAUGAGUCCGCAUUACCGCCGCCUGAUGACCACUCAUCCGGCGGUCAUGCAGCGUCUGCUAUAACUCAACCCCAGUUUACGGCUCACAAUGGAAGCCACCGUGAUCAUCGCCCGGCAGUGACUUUCUUUCCAGAGGAUUACGAGCGGCCAUCUCGACCUACGUUGGUCCCUCUUCCCACUUCAGAUACUGCCCAUGACCGAGUGGCGGCAGGAUACUCGUAUCAACAAAGCGAGCCAGCAAGGACGGUCAUCACAACUGAGUCGAUGCGACCACGCAUCACGGAGUAUUAUGGACAGCACUCAGGCGAGCGUGAGCACUUCGGCUCUGGCCUCGUUAGUAGCCAGGCCAACCCAAUCGUCGUAAAUGACGAUGCACCCCGUUACAUUGAGCGAGAAGGUGCCCGCUAUGUUCCUGUGCGUCAGGGACACGCUAUGAACUCGGAACGACAUUACCUCGUCGAACGCCGUGGCUACCACGAUCUGCCGUCUGCGUCGUCAGCAGGAUAUGUCCACGAACCGACGCAACGGAACGAGCCAGUUGUUCUCGCUUCCUAUACCAACCGCGCGGGCCCUACACACGAGCAGCACCGCACAGAAGUUUCCACGGCAGAAACGAAGUCACAUUUCGGUGAUCAUCACUUUGGCGACCAUGACCUGCUUCUGGUCCUGUAUAUGUUGAUUCCCGUCAUUCUAUUGUCCACUACGAGCCGAUGCAGAGUGGACAAGGCUUGCGUCCCCACAGGAACGUCAUGGUUCAGCCUCGCCCAUCCGAAACCCAACCUGCGCAAGAGCCAUUCUAUGUAG